This is a messenger RNA of Gryllus bimaculatus (two-spotted cricket), 5742 nucleotides long. The record is from the annotation of a GenBank genome assembly. Lineage: Eukaryota; Metazoa; Arthropoda; Insecta; Orthoptera; Gryllidae.
CUUCUACGAAGCACUUUGGAUUAUUGUAGUGAUACACUGUAUAAAUGACAGGUCAAAACAUUUCGUGUAAAUAUGAUUGUUUGUGUGAAGCGUGUGUAUAGGGGAAACAUCGUUGAAAUUUUGGCGUGGACUUAUUGGACUAUAGAUUUAAUUUUCAAGUUGAUAAUGUUUUGGUUGACCGUUGUUUCUUUAUAUUGUAAAUUACGAUGUACCUUGAGUAGAACAUUGGAGAAGAGUGAAACAUAUAUUGUUUAUUAAUUUAAAUGAAGUGACCCGGUGAAAGUUCUCCUUGCCAGUCAUUGGUGUACUUCCAGUAAAUUACACCUCCUUUUGUACAUGUAUAUAUAAAGAAGACUAACUAUAGUACUUAAUAUAAUUAAUAUGAUGAGUGAAGUGGGCUACAGCUUUUACCCAGAACCUCCUAAGUCAGAUUAUAGUGAUUCAGUAGAAGGUGCUUUCACCAUUGAUGCAACUGGAAGUGAAGACACUUUUGGGUUGGAGUUUGCUGUGUCUCAGUGGCUCAAAUUAGUUACAAAUGCUGAGAAUCUUUUCAGCAAGCUUGUUACAAGUAAAUUUUUGUCUGAUGAUGAGAAAAAUCAAAUUGAAAGAUGGUUGUGUUUGAAACAAGAAUGUGAAGAAUGUGUAGCAAGUGACGAUGCUGCAAGUUUGCGAGGAUGCAAUGCUAGGGUUCUAGAAAGAAUAGAUGAAUUAACUGAAUCUGAUUUGAAAACUGAGAAGUCUUCUGAUAUUGGAAGACAGUCUCCUGGUGAUAAUAGUUUUGAAAAUGAAUCUGAUACUGAAAGUGACUUGGAACAAAAUCCUGACUUUGUUGAAAAGUUGGAUCGCUACAUGAGUAAAUUGAGAGCAAGAACAGAUGAAAAAAUUGAUCACUUAAAUACUAAUUUGAUGACUCAUGUUCAAAAGAAAAGGAUGACCUCAGCAUAUGUUGAAGAUGGUGCAGGUGCCGAAAGUAAAAAGGGUACACAAGAUGUAAAAAACCCUCAGUAUGGGAGAAGUAAUUUACCCAGAAGACGCAAAAGUAUUCACCCUGGCACAGAAGCUGAAAGUGUAGUCAAUCAGUUGAAUUUUAAAACUCUUCAUGAGAAAACGAAUGCUCACUGUGGUUCAUCUGAUGAAAAUCCAAGCAGUAACUUGAAAAAUAAAUCCACUAACAAUGAUCAGUCAUCUCAAGAAAAAAGGGAGGAGGAAGCCACAGCUUUGCCUUACAUACCGUACCUGCAAGAUGUGAAGCCUGGUCCAAGUGAGGAGUUGCGUAUGCUGUCAGCAGGAAAUGAAGCCAAGCAGAGUCAAAUGUGCCAAGUCCUCAUCGAUUUAGAAGGUGCUCAGAGACGGAUUGAGGAACUUCAACGGACCAUACAACUGAAAGAGCAAUUCAUAGAAAAUAUGGUGAAGAAUGAUAAAAUGAGAGCAACAGCUAAACAAAGAUUUAGACGAAAACGUAUUAAACUUGAAAGUGAAUACUAUAAGACAAGAACACUUAUUGCUCAAGCAGAAAAUAAUCUUAUGAUAGCUCAUGAAAAUAAUUUGAAGGAUGAUGAAGUAAAAUGUCAAAGGGAAAUAGAAAGAUUUAAGAGUGAAGCAAUUCUGUAUGAGAAGCGCUUAAAAAACAUUGAAAUCAUGAAACAGAUUGCAGAAAAUAGUGCUAGAAAGAUGUUAGAACUAGAAAAUAGUUUACAAAAAUCAAGAUGCCAAAUGGAUCGCCUGAAGAAACAAUUAAAGAAAGAGGAAGAGUACAAACAUAUGUUGGAGCAGGAACUUUUACAAGAUCAAUGCAAAAUUAGAGAAUUAGAAGAGAAGUAUAUGUUCAGUGUGCAACAUGCAAAGGAUAAAACUUCAAAAAAGGCUGAGUGUCGUUUAAAAUGGAUUCAAGAAGAAGAAGAACGUGUUCUUAGUAUGCGUGAGUCUUCUCAAAGAUUCCAAGAACAGUUAAUUCAAAAACAAAUCAUGCUUGAAAGACGAGAAGCAUUUCUAAAACAACGACUCUGUCUAGAAAAGAGCAAGACAAAGAAUAUCAGUGAAGUGAGUGCUAGAAUAUCUCAGUUACAUCAAGUGUUGAAGGAGAAGUCUGCAGACUGUGAGAGAAUUGAUUAUGAGAAAGAAGCUCUAAGACAUGAGAUUGGAAAUCUGCGACGGACACGUGAUUGUCUUGUAGAUCAGAGAUGUAAUUUGGAUGAGAAAUUUCAAAAGAAAACUUUGUCCAAUGUGGAGGAGAGGAAGCUAAUAGAGUGUGAAGAAGCCAUAGAAGCAAUUGAUGCUGCUAUUGAGUACAAAAAUGAGUUGAUUUGUGGUAGGAAUGCACAAGAAUUAAAUAGUUCUGAAGUUCCACGAGAAAAGGGUGAAGAGCUACUUUUGGCUAGAUUAAUGCAAUUGUCUCCUAUGGAACUGAGGUCAUUGUUGUACAAAUAUUUCAAAAAAGUUAUUGAUCUCAGGGAAAGUGGAAAGAAGAUGGAAAUCCAACUUUCUGAGCUUGAUAUUCAAAAUGAAUCUCAAAAGUGGAAGAUACAAGCACUUAGUAAUGCUCUCCAACAAGCGCAUUUGAAGGCAGAACGUCACAUAGUAAUGCUUCAGAAAGAACAUGAAGAAGAAAUGGCACUAAUGUUGAGAUAUUUUGCUGAAGAAUCUUCUGGAAGUUCAGGACCUGAAGUACCAGAGAAAUCAACAAAACCACCUAAACCUCAACAUAGAGGUUGCUGGAAAAAUGGUCCUAGUACCACAGUCACCAAAGAAAAUGGGAAGCUCAUUUUUCAACAACAAAAGGCUCGAAAAACUCCGAAAAGAUAAAUUAUCUUAUAGAAUUAUAUAUUUGUGAAUUUUUAGUUUUAUUUUGCAAUUCUAACAAAUAGCGUGAUCAAAAAGUUCAGAAGUCAAUUACUUUUUUAGAAAUGUACACUAUGCACAGAAAUCUCAUGCAAACCAAUAUUGUGCAUGCAAAUUUUAUCUGUGUAAUGUAUGGUAAUCUUCUCCGCUCUAUCUCUCUGAUCUUGUGUAAUUCAGGAUUAAAGUUAUGUAUUUACUUGAUAAGAAUAAUGUUUUAUUACUGGUUAGUUUAGGGGAAAAAAUAUUGUCUUGAAUAUCAGCAAGAAUUAUACAUUUUUUCAGGAAUUAUGGUUUUGAUAGAAUGUUAUCAUAUGGUGGCCAAUAAUAAUAAUAAUAAUAUUCAUGCAAGUUAUAAUUCUUUUAAAAGAUAUUUAAACUGAAAAUACUUGACCUUUUUUUUAAUCGAAAAAUAUAAAAUAUUGUAUUAAAAAGGUAAAUUAAUUGGAGCUUUGCAAUUUAUCAUGUAAUUACAAUUAAUAUUAAUCCAAUACUGUGUGACAAUAAUACAAAGAAAUUGAAACAGUUGCAAAAAUUAGAAACCAAUGGCAAGUAAAAGACCUGGAGAAUUACUGAAUUAUGUUUUCAAGAAAACUUGUGCUCAGAACUGAAUCCAAUCUAUAGAUUGCAGGGGUGAAAUGGUCUUUGAAUUAUUUCCUUUCUCAAUAUUGAUAAAAGAUUUUUAAAGUAGAUGAGUUAAAAAAGUGUAAAUUUAGAGAUCCUUAAUUCUUUUUUCAUUUAACUUUAUUACCCCGAGGGGGAAAAAAGCUCACAACUAUAAAAACUAUUUUGUUUAGUAAAUAUUCUCACAAAAAUUAAUUACAAAUAAAAUUCUUACUUGUUUCAUUAAUUUUCAUUAAAAAACAGCAGGAAUUCAGCAUGGUUCGGCUGAAUUUGGAUAGUUUAGAGGGAUAAAAUGUUUGUAUUGCCUGUGGGGAAAAAAAUGCUACCCACAGUCAGAGCUGUCCCCACCCUUGCAAGUUGGUGCGAGUGUUAACAGCCUAGUUGCUUUUGUAAAUUUGCUCUCGAAACAUUAUGGCAGGAGAUUCACAAGACACCAUGUAGCAGGAACACAGUGAACAGUGAACGCAUGACACAGUGAAAAAGCAACAGCUGGGUAUAAAUGAAAAUGUUUAGGGAAUACUUUGUUUUUUUUGCUGAUGCAUAUUCUAGGUAUGGAGUGAAGUAAAUUCAACCUAGAUCAUGUCAAAAUAAAUUCAGGACUAAGGUCCUGAACUUAUUUUGACAUGAUCUUUGAAGAAUUUUGUUCCGACUUUAAGCAAGUAUGGUGGUGGGAGACAGAUCCUGUCACCGUGCACAGACUUGCUUCCAUCUCUUCUUCAAAUGAGAUGGAAAAAUAUUAACUUGUUUACACAUUCAAUAUUUUAUAAUUCAUCUGUAUAAAGUGAACAAGUAAAAGUCUUUAAAUUUAUUUGUAACUAAAACUGAAUUUGACUUCAAAUUAGUAAUAUUUGUGUUCUUUCAAUUUCCUUGAUGUUUUGAAUUUUCCUAGUUGUGCUGGCAAGCCGUUUAUGGCAAAUUGCUUUAACUGUUUCAUAAUAAAUUAAAAUAAAUAUGGAUCCUUGGAAAAUGUGUAUUAACUGCAGUAAUAUACCUCAAAAUAUUAGUGUUUCUGAAACCAAUUGAGUAAUUUGGUGGCCAGUUUUUUAUAUAUCUAUUAUAUAAAUUCAGACUGGACUACUAAGCUUUUGAUGGAGAAUUAACACAAAUAAUUUGCAUAUAAUGGUAGCAUGCAUUGAGAAAGGGAAGUUUUUGAUCACUCUAUUAAUGCCAGAACAUGGUCAUAAGAAAAGUGAGAGUUAAUGGAAGUAUAUUAGUCAUUGUAGAAAUAGUUCCUUUGUGUCAAACUUCAUGAUAAUUAUAUCAUGGAUAUUUAAUGUAAUAUUCUAGUUUAUUUUGUAAUGUAAUUAUUGUUUAUAAUUGUUGUAUAGCAAGUCAUAUCAGAUAUGGCUUUGUACUUCUUGAGAACAUUUUGAAGUAUUUAGUUUCAAUGUUAAAAUAUGUAUGUUAUGGGUCAGUUAAACUUGUUCAGAACAUCAGAAUUACUUGAUUUGAAACAUCUGUCAGUUGCUUUAUUUAGAAAGUUCAGUGAAGGGUUUUUUUCCCAUUGAGAUUACUUGAACAGCUUCAGCAAGAUAGAAAUAAUUGGAAAAAGGUAAAGUUUAGCACAAAAUGUGUUCUAAAGUAACUAGAUGAAAUGCCCUACUAAAUAUGAAAUGAUGUUAAGUGUGAGAAUAAUAAAACAAGCAAAUAUGGAUCAUAUUGAAGAAGGAAGUCUGUUAUAUACAAGAGGAUUAGGUAGUAUUGGCAAAAUGUUGUUAGUUCAUUAAAGAAGUCAGAUCUUGUGAAAUCUAUGUAAUUAUUGUCUCAUAAUUUUUAAGUAAUAUGAAAUGUAAGCAAAAAGAGAAGCACAUUGUUUCUACUUGUAUCAUGAAUGACAGUCAAAGGGAACUUGCAGAGAAAGAGAAUUUAAAUUCCAGAUAUUUGUGCCUUAAUUUUUUAUGAAGAUAGCUUUGAAAAAUGGAUUUUUUUGUUAUCCAAGAAGUACAUGUUUCUUCCAGCUUCUUCAUAAUCAUUCUUUUAUUAUUGAAAAUAAGCGGUAAAAUUUCUUAGAACUCUGCUUACAAUUUUUGUGAAGAGAUGAUUGAUAUUACAGAUUGUGAUAAAUGUACAGUGUUUGAAAAUAUAUUAAUUGUCUGUUUUUCUAUAUAGUUUUUUAAACCAGAAAAUGUUCUCCUGUCAGAGUUAAGUAGACACAUACAAAAACCGGUUAAGACCUUUUGCUCGAAUUAUUAUUAACAGUAAGUAACUCGUGUUGUAGUGCUCAGAAAACAAGUGACAAUGAGUAGUGUUAUUCAAAGCUCUGCAAAAUAUGUAUGAAAUGAU